AUGGCGAAGAAGGAGGAGGGCAAUGGCUCGGCGGCAAACCGGGCCACAAAGCGGCGCAGGGAUUCGUCUGCCUCGGUCGCCUUGCUGGCCUCGGCGGCGCUCCUGUCCCUCGUCCGGUGCUCCGAAGCUUUCGUACUGGUGCCACCCGCCGCCCAUCGAGCCUUCACGAUAGCGCUCGCACCGGAAGCAACCCACAGCAGCAGCAGCAGCAGCAGCAGGAUUCCCAUGAGAAGAGACGCUAGGCGAGAGCGUAUGGCCACGCUGGGUAAGGUCCGCUGGCAGCAGCCCGUGGAGAGCGGCCGUGGUGCGAGCUUGGUUGCUGCGGGGAGGGGGGCAUGGGGCGAGGAGGUUCCCCAGCAGCAGGGAUCCACUGCUGCUGCUGCUGCGAGCAGGGUGUUCUCGAGAAGCAGCAGCAGGAGCGAGGCGGGCGGCGCUGCUGUUGGAACGCUGCGGAUGGGGGCGGGGCGACAAGGAGGGACGGCGCGCGGGGACAUUGGGAGAAGGCUGGGCAGGGUGCGGCGGGCUGUAUCCCGGGUGUUCAGACGAGGCAACGGGGCCGGCAAGGUCGCUUCGUCGGCGGCGGCGGCGGCGGCCGCAACUGGCGGCGCCGCGGGGGCCCCGCCGCCGACAUCGACGUCGGGGGGUGCGGUGGUGGACAUCGACGACGUGCUGCGGCAGUCGCAGCUCCUGCUGAAGCGCGAGGACGAGGAGGGAUCGGGCGGCAGCAAGCGCGUGCUAAUUUUAAUGUCGGACACGGGAGGGGGGCACCGUGCAUCGGCCCAGGCUCUGAAGGCGGCGUUCGAUGAGCUGUACCCGGGCGCGAUCGACGUGGAUAUCGUCGACCUCUGGACGACGCACGCCCCCUGGCCUUUCAACAAGUUUGUUGAGGCGUACCAGUACAUGGCCAAGCGACCCCCCAUCUGGAAGGCGUUUUGGGAGUACGGUCGCUUCCCCCUCACUCGCAGAAUAACCAACGAGGUUACCAACAUCCAGUGCCACGGGCACUUCCGGUCCGCGCUGGAGGAGUACGAGCCGGACCUGGUGGUGUCGGUGCACCCGCUGUGCCAGGAGGUGCCGAUCCGCGUGAUGAAGAAGAUGGGCGGCGGUGCGAGGGAGAUACCCUUCGUGACCGUCGUCACCGACCUCGGCGGGGCCCACCCGACGUGGUUCCACCGCGACGUGGACGCGUGUUUCGUCCCCAGCGACCGCCUGGCCGUCCUCGCCCGCAACUGCGGCCUCUCCCCGGACAAGAUCCGCCUCCACGGGCUGCCCAUCAGGCCGGGAUUCUGGGGCGAGCAGUCCGCGAAGGCCGACCUGCAGGAGAAGCUGGGGCUCAAGCCGGGCGUCAAGACGUGCCUCGUGGUCGGGGGCGGGGACGGCGUGGGCGGCCUGCAGGGCAUCGCGGACUCGGUCGGGCACAAGCUGGGGGAGGAGAAGGCCGAGACGCAGGUGGUAGUGGUUUGCGGCACGAACAACGAGGUGAAGACUUCCCUGGAGAAGGGAAGCUGGGCCUCGAACGUCCACAUGCACGUCAAGGGCUUCGUGUCCAACAUGGACGAGUGGAUGGGGGCCGUCGACUGCAUCGUGACAAAGGCCGGUCCUGGCACUAUUGCGGAGGCGAUGAUCCGCGGCCUUCCCAUCAUGCUCAGCGCCUUCUUGCCGGGACAGGAGGCCGGCAACGUGCCUUUCGUGACGGAGGGAGGCUUCGGGUCGUUCAGCAAAGACCCGGCCAAGAUUGCCGACACGGUCAGCCGCUGGCUCAGAGACGACGCCCUGCUGGCGGAAAUGAGCAGCAAGGCCAGAGAGGCUAGCCGACCACAGGCCACGUACAAGAUAUGCUCCGACAUCGGCGAGAUGCUAUUCGGUUCUAAGGCCGACUUAGAUGCAGGAAGGAGAGGAGUCAGCACCGUCCCCGCUGGCGCCGGCCUCUCGGUCGCAUGAUUGCUCUGCCAUACAUAUGCGACGGGAUAAGUGGUGUGGAAUUUGUGGCCGCAUCGUGUUUGUGGUGGUUAUUUGUCGGUGGUACAUAGGGCGGCGGCGGUGUGGGGACGUCGACUCGUCGUCAUAGAGCCGAAGCUAGUCUGUGGAGUCGUCGUCGUUUCCCGUUCACUUGGCUUGAGUGAAAUUUGGGGGUUUGGCCAGAAGCCUCCCUGCUGCGGCGCGUAUAACGAUUUUAGCUACCGUCCGAGCGACAGAAAGAACAGAAACCCGUCGGCCUUACGUAGACGGUUUCUUGAUUCGUUGGUCCUUGCGUGCGAUUCCGGCAUCCCGUGGCGUGUGGUCGAUACCGACUUUACAAGGGUCUCUUCACCAGGACCAUGUUGUACGAACUUGCGUCAGCUCGUGCUUUGUGUUGGGUUGAGAGCCGAGCUUUGUUUUUGUUGGACCUAUCCUAUAGCCGCUUUGACUCUGCUUUCGUUUCGUUUCUUGGCGGUUUUCGGUUUCGGUGUGCAUAAAAAAAAAGAAACAUGUACGAUAUUUCAUAUUCCUCGUUUGCGUUACUUCUAUUGAGUGCAUAUAUGAUGUUGCUGUGUUUGGUUGAGAGCGUCGUGUUGUUUUCUGCAUUGACACCAUCACUGAUGGUCCUUUCAGUUUUAGCUUCAGACUAAUAGUUCGAAGUAUUAAUUACUGUGUGAGACGGCUGCUGUGUGGCGUGUGAUUCCUCACUGCUUCAGUAAAAUGGCAACAAGGAGGCUUUUUUUUUGUUU
Ectocarpus siliculosus is the source of this 2708-nucleotide messenger RNA. Lineage: Eukaryota; Phaeophyceae; Ectocarpales; Ectocarpaceae. The record is from the annotation of a GenBank genome assembly.